UCCAUCUUUAGUCAGAACGAGAAGUGGUGCCGAGCAGUGCGUGUUGUCCCGGUCUCUGUCGACCACAUCCAGGGCACAACACACACGCACACACACAAACAAAAACACAAGUGAAAUCUUUCGUCCCCCUUCUUUGUGUGUUGUGUGUUUCAAAAAAAUCGAGAGAAAACGGGGAAAAAACGACAAAUAGAAACGGAUUACUUUUGAUAAAACAAACUCUCCACGUCGUCGCAGUUGUGUUCUCUCCUCCACACACAGUUUUUUGGGCGCCCACAAAAAACUUGGACUCAAAGCGAAAGUGAUGGUGGAAUAGUUGCUGUGUGUUGUGUGUGUGUAUGUGUGUGUCGUCCAUUUUCUCUCUCGUCGUCGGAUCACUCUCUUAUCGAAUUUUCUCGCAGUGUGUUGUGUGUGUGUGUGUGUGAGUGUGCUGGCAGCCACAGGAAGCCAUAAGCCUCGCUCCUCCUCUUUCUUUCGUGUGUGUUGUGUGUGUGUGUAUUUUUCUUCUACUUCUUCUCAUUUCUUCUUCGACCAAAAAACCAAAGUGUGUAAGGCACUAGCAGAUGACAGAGAAUGGCCGCCUCGCGCAGACCGUGCUGCAGCGGAGGCGGCGGUGGUGGUGGCCGUUUCGGCGGCAGCAGCAGUUUGGCUGUGAGUGACAAUAAUGGCGGUGGUGGUGGUAGUGCCAAAAUGAUGAUGGGUUUAUUGGGUUUAUCUGGCUCGGGCUCUGGCGGUUUCAGUGGCAGUGGUUCGGGCAUGAACAACGGCGGGAGCAGCUCCGGAUCGGGUCGGACGCCCGACACGUUGCUCGACAUCUGCGCCCGUAUUGUGGCUCAACAGAUCCCCUUCCAGCGGAUCGAAGAGAGAUACGACCGCAUUCCGGAGCCGGUUCAACGGCGCGUCAUCUUUUGGUCUUUCCCCCGCAACGAGCGAGACAUUUGCAUGUACUCGUCACUCUCAAGACCUUCGACCAAUUCUGUGGAAUACCAAAAUUUGCCAUUUCAUCGAGGAUUGAAACUCUUGGAAUCGGGUUGCGUCGAUUCCGUCCUACAAGUCGGUUUCCACUUGAGCGGGACGGUGACGGCGCCUAAAACGUCGGGCGGUAGUCCACUACCUCCGGCCUCAUCAUCUGGCGGCGGUGGCGCUGCCGGUGGAGGCGUUGUUGUUCCGGGUGGAACGACGGGAGGAGCAGUUGGAGGAGGAGGAGGAGGAGGAACGUCGGGAGGACCGCCAGUGGAAACGGAGAAGAAAUAUCGAGUCUCCGUCAGCUUCGACCGGUGUAAGAUCACUUCUGUGACGUGCAGCUGCGAAGCCAGAGACAUCUUUUGGUGUCAACACGUUGUGGCGCUGGCCUUGUUUCGAAUACGCAAUGCCGACACUGUCCGAUUACGAGUUCCCAUUUCAGAAACUUUGCUGCAAAUGGAUCGGCAGCAGUUGCAGAAGUUUGUGCAAUACCUCAUCUCGGAACAUCACACGGAAGUCCUGCCCACGGCCCAGAAGUUGGCCGACGAAAUCCUUCAGCAAAGAUCAGAGAUCAAUCGCAUUCCAGGCGCUCCUGAUCCGACGGCGGGAGCCAGUGCAGACGACGAGCACAGUUGGCACCUGGACGAGGAGCAGGUUUGCGAACAGGUGCGUUCGUUCCUUUCGCAGGGCGGCUACUACAACGUCAACAAACAACUGGUCUCCAUGUUCGCCAAAGUCAGGGAAAUGCUCAGAGCCCGAGACUCGAACGGCUCCCGGAUGCUGACGCUCAUCACGGACCAGUUCCUGGCCGAUCCCCGGCUCUUCCAGUGGAAAACGCAGGGCACGCCCAUGACGGACAAGUGCCGACAACUUUGGGAUCAACUCGGAGCCCUGUGGGUCUGCGUCGUCCUCAAUCCCCACUGCAACUCGAGCGACAAGCUGCAGUGGCGCCAAAUGCUGGAACGCUGGUCCCAAGUGGACGUCUGUCCUCCAGAGGACCCCGAUUUUAGACCGCAAACGUCAUCGGGUCAGGAGAGUAACCGACUGCGGCCCAGGAGGUCGGUUCAAGGGGACGAUACGACCAGCUCAGAGAGUUCCGACGACGACGACGAAGCAUCUCGACGCGGGCGGGAGGCCAGCUUGGAUCACAGUUUGAGCAACGCCAACCGGAACGCGACUGCGGCGGCGGCCGCCGCCAACAACAACAACAACAACGCCAACAACAAUGCGUCGGCAUUGAGGAAUGCGAGAGGAGCGCCCGUUGCGGCCCGACGUCGUAGCGUUUUCCAUCGGGCCAUCGACGCCAUCAGUUUGACGUGGGACAACAGCCAUCUCAAGUUAAUAUUAGCCCACGAUAACCUAUCGGCCAGCAAUGAGCCUCACAGCACAAACAACAUCAACCCACAAGGACAGCCUCUUUGGCAUGAACACGUCCCGACGGCUUGUGCUCGGGUGGAUGCCCUCCGGUCUCACGGCUAUACGGUCGAAGCCCUACGGUUGGCCGUCUCCAUCAUCCGGACGCUGAAGCAGGGACAAUUGCAGAGCCAGCAGCGAUGGGUAGAGCAACAGGGUCGACACCUGGUCGACUGCACUGGCUCGGCUGUGGCUAGGAACGCGGCUUUGGUGCCUUCGGCCGCCGAGGGCUGGAUUGGCCACCCACUCGAUCCCAUCGGCUGCCUCUUUGACACGCUAGCCGAAGCCUCGCUCGUGCCGGACGACCAGAACCAGCGCGGUGGAGGCAAUCAGUAUUACUACGACCCGAUUGGCCUCAACGUGGAUGGCGAGCAGAGCGCCACGGCCACGCCUCCUCGUUACCAGCACGUUGGAGUGUCGGGAUCGAGGGAUCGCAACGAGUCGUACCUGACGCUGGCCACGGAGGCCGCCCUGAUUGGUCUCGGCCAGCAACGAGUCAUGCCGGCCGGCCUCUACUCGCAGGAGAAGGCGUGCAAGCAGGAAGAGCGGCUCCUUCAGAAGCUGCAGGAGAUGGAACUGGACACGGUUUUGGUGGCUGUUCUGCGGAAACAAUCGAUGAUGCUCCUGGAAUCGGGUCCCACUUCCGGCCUCGGCUCCGGCAUCCACCCGGAGAGCAUCCCCAUGCACACGUACGCCAAAUUCCUUUUCCUGGCCCUGCUGCCGCACGACACGGACUUGGCCUACCGGAUCGGACUCCGCGCCAUGCGACUGCCCAUCCUGGAGGACCACGAGGACGUUGACGAUCCCGUCAACGGCAACGUGAGCUCGCUGGUGUUGAGCCGCUACCCGCGCUGGUUCACGCUGGGCCACAUUGAGGCCCAGCAGUGCGCCCUGGCGUCGACCAUGUUGAGCGCCGCCAAGGGGGACAUUCACCGGCUGCGGACGGUGCUGGAGUCGGCGCAGCGCAACAUCCACAGCUCGUCGCAUUUGUUCAAGUUGGCGCAGGACGCCUUCCGCUUCGCCACGCCUCAGGACGGGCCGAGGCAUCCGACUCUGCUCAACGUGGCCUUUGAACUCGGCCUGCAAGUCAUGAGGAUGACGCUGUCGUCGGUCAAUUGGCGCCGGCGCGAAAUGGUCCGCUGGCUCGUCACCUGCGCCACCGAAGUCGGCUUCGAAGCCUUGCUCUCCAUCAUGCACAACUGGUAUCAGCUGUUCACGCCCACAGAAGCCACCGGACCGGUCGCCAGCACCAUCAUGUCGCACAGUACAGUCAUGAGGCUCAACUUGAGUUACGUCCAGCAGGAGGAGCUGUCCAACUGCGCCAGGACAUUGGCCCUCCAAUGCGCCACCAAGGAUCCGCCCAACUGUGCGCUCAACGCCCUCAACCUGUGCGAGAGUGCCCCCAUCAGCUUUGAAACGGCCUAUCAGAUCGUCAUCGACGCGGCCUCGCACAUCAUGACGUCCAUGCAGCUCUUCACCAUCGCCAGGUACAUGGAGCACCGAGGAUACCCUCACCGGGCGUACAAGCUGGCCCUCCUGGCCAUGAAGAACGUCCACCUGGCCUACAAUCAGGACACGCACGCGGCCAUCAACGACAUUCACUGGGCGUGCGCGCUGAGUCACUCGCUGGGCAAGUCGGAAUUGAGCACCAUGAUUCCCUUGCUGGUCAAAAAUGUCCAGUGCGCCACCGUCUUGUCUGACGUCCUCAGACGUUGCGCCGUCUCGGCUCCUGGCGUCGCCUCCGCCUGUCCACCCGAAGCCAAACGGCGCUGCGUCAAGCCACUCCCAUAUGAUAAAGCGCCUUUGAAACCUUUGCUGGACGCCGCUAUUGCGGCCUAUGUCAAUACGACGCACUCGCGAUUGACGCACAUCAGUCCACGUCACUACGGCGAUUUUAUCGACUUUCUGGCCAAAGCUCGUGAGACGUUCCUUUUGGCUCACGACGGUCUGAUGCAAUUCGGCCAGCUCAUUGAAAACAUGAAAAUGGCCUACAAGGGCAAAAAGAAGCUCAUGUUCCUCGUCAAGGAGAGGUUCGGAUAAGUAUCGCCAGUCGUCGCUGUCCCUUAACCCUUUCUUAUCCCUCUCUCUCUCCUCACAUUCGCCAAUAAGAGAGAGAGAGAGAGAGAGAGGACGGGCAACUUCUUUCUUUUCCUUAUAUAACUUUUCUCUCUCGCUCUCCUUGAGUUGAUGCAUAUCUUCGUGGAAAGACUUUGAUUUGUGCCUGAGGUUUUUCGCUCCGGAAUUUCCCUUCCCAAUCCUUCUUCUCCAACAAUCGUCAGAAAAAAACAAACAAAACACAACAACAACAACAACAGCCAUAGAUUCAAUCCGAUCUCAGACAUCUCCUUCAAUUCUAAAGCGCUUUUUUAGGUCUGGUGACCUAAUCAAAUCACCCACACAGACAACCAACCAACCGAAAACAACAACAACAACUUCAGCAACAAAAAACACAUUUCUUUGACAUAAUAAUCUUACGUCAACAAUCAGCACGGAAAACACCCUGACUGUAGGUCUUGAACGUACACAUUGCAUCAUUGUGAUAAUUUUUUUUUGAAAAAAACCCCCAAGCAACUUCUCCUCGCUUUUUUCGUGUGUCCUCACUUAUUGGUUGAUUUCCGGCUUUCAGCUUCGAUUUAUUCCCUCCUCCCCCCUUUUUUUUUAUUUUUGAAUUUCUUUCCCCACCAAAAUGGGGAAGGAUGGGUUGGGGUGCCUUUUCUCCUCCGGCCCGACUUCUUAGAAAAGAAAAGAAAACUCCUAUAAAAGUCGAUCGAGGCCAACCAAAGAUGCAAUGGUUAAUAAAACAUGAUUUUUUUGUGUUGUUUUUCGGGGGAAUUUUUCUCGCCCGUCACAGGAAGAAACUGGGAAAACGCUAGGAAUUGGAUGGGAAUUUUAUGUGUGUGUGUGUGUGUGUGUGCGCGCGAGAGAGUGUUGGUCCAAUCGGUUGCGUGAGCGUGCGUCGGGUUCGAAUCCGUCAGAUCUCAUUUAUCUUUUUCGUUGGUUUCCUUUUAUGAUUUCCUUUGUUCACCUUGUCGUCUUUUUCGUCAGAUUUCUCUUCGGAUUAGAUUCUUCUCGUCACAACCUCCAUCAAAAGAAAAAAAAGAAGUAGUUGAAUCAAAUCGUCAUCAUUUUGACCCGACUCCUCCAUCGAAAAUCAUUGGGCGACCCCUCCCAUUCAUCUACCUCAACUUCUAUCAAAAGUUGUUCCCCCCAAUCACACCCCCUCUCCAUUUUCACGCAGUGAAGGAAAAAUCUGGCGGAUUGGAUGUCUUUGGUUAUUACUUUGGGUUUUUAAAUUUUCUUUAUUUUCCUUUUUACGAAGCAUAUCGAAAUUUCGAAUUUCUUUAAAUAUUAUUAUUAGAAUAAUUUUUGAAUAAGAAAAGGAGAAGAGUUCAGUUGAAGAAAACAAAUUAUAAUAAGAAAGAAAAAAAUUUCUGUGCGAUUUCAACUCUUCUACCGAGAAGACUGAGGUCCAUGACGUUCAAAUUCAGGGACAUGAAUAAUUUUUUUGCGUCUGUGUCUUCUUUAUCGGCAGCCACAACAACAAGCCCUCAUCCAUUUAGCUGAAAUGUUUUUGUACAAAAUUUAAACAAGAAAAAAAAACUAAAAAAAAAGUUUGAAGGGAAAAAACAAGAAAAAAAUGUUUCGUCCGCGUCGUGUCGUUUUUUUUCUGCGUGUAAAGAAAAUGCAAAUCAGAGAAAAUAACAAGAAGCAAUCCCCAUUCCCGUAAACCCCUUGUUCCGUCUCCUGCAUUCGUGUCUUUUUGUUACAUACAUAUUCUAUUUAAAUGGGCCAAUAGAGUGUCGGUCGGUUUGUGUGGAAACGGACAAGGGGGGUGACCGGGAAAAAAAGAAAAAUAACAAUAGUAUUUUGUACAGUUUUGUUAAAAACAAAAAAAAACAAAAAGUGCUUGACAAAUUUUUUUGUGUUCAAUCGUUUUAAAUUACCGAGCGGUUUUCCCAUUUCUGUUAAUUCGUUUAAACGCCCCAUGCAAUUGUUUUGGUCUAUUCAAAAAGUCCUCUUCCUCCAUCCACCCAAAAUCCCCUCAAUUUUUGUCUGUUGUUUCGUUGUUUCUCUUUUUUUUCUUUUUUUAGUCGAUGGAAUUCACAAAAUUUUUCGGAUUUAUUUUGCGCGUGUAUAAAACAAAAUCAAAGAAAAAUUAACUCGAAAAAGGAAAAAAAGCUCAGCAAAUUAUUUCGUUUUUGCCCUGAAAGUUUUUUUUUCUUUCGCUAAUUAAAUCCAUGCCGUUUGUUUUGUUGUAUUUUUCCUCCGCAAUUUCUUUUUCGUUUAUUUUUUCUUUAAUAGGAUUUUUUCCUGUGAAACAUAAAGGAAAAUUCCCCAGUUGAUUGUUCGUUUGUUUGUUUUAUCCCGGCGGGAGCAAAACAUAAAGAAAACAAAAAUGAUUUCUUGGAGCAUUUUGUCUCCUCGAUGAUUUAUUUUCGCCCUCCCCUCUUUCCACCUAUUGUUUUUCUUGAUUCAUCCCCCCAUUUAAUGUGUCAGUGAUGUCUCCCCACCUCGUACCACGUUUUAAUUAUUUACAUCGUCUCCUUCCCCCCGUUAUUUUUUCCGUCUGUCGUCGUCGUCGUUUAAUUGAUAAAAAUUUCUUGAAAAAAGGUCAUCCAGUUUGUAUUACAAAAAAUUGUUGUAAAAGUUUCGUGGCUUUUCUGCAAAAGUGGUGAAAAUUCCUUAUUUCCUCUUUCAUAAGAAAAAACUGCAGCAUUACAAGGAAAUGUCCAAAUCAA
This is a messenger RNA of Daphnia pulex (common water flea), 7112 nucleotides long. Its product is annotated as zinc finger SWIM domain-containing protein 4-like. Lineage: Eukaryota; Metazoa; Arthropoda; Branchiopoda; Diplostraca; Daphniidae. The record is from RefSeq and is a predicted model, not a curated record. The transcript is spliced from 14 exons. Gene Ontology annotation, cellular component: Cul2-RING ubiquitin ligase complex. Gene Ontology annotation, molecular function: zinc ion binding. The coding region runs from base 571 to 4413 and encodes 1280 amino acids.